CUGCGCUCUACGUCACCGCAGUGUGCGCUGCUGCAGAGUCACUGUGAGGGUCUGAGUGUAAACAGCAGCGGGAGGAGGAGAGUCCGCCGCUAAAGCGCUUUGUUGUGGAGCGACAGAUGGAGUUAUAGACAUUUUGUAGAGAAGCCUGUGCUUGUGUUGAGACGCAGCGUUAGUGCGGGUAGCUCUGCCCAGUUUCAGCGCAGUUGGGCGGGUUUAACACGGUAAACAGCCACGCUGAGCGUAGCUUAGCGUUAGCUUAGCGGUAGCUUUACCCGCGAUAGGCCUUGCUGUAUGCCCGGACUUCAGCUGGAUCUUACGGGCUGGCUGGAGCCCUUGAGCCUUCUGAGGCUGUGAAAGGCACUACCAUGGCCACUGUGAAGACGGGAGGAAAGGAGUGCGAAGAGGAGACAUUGCAGACUGCCUUUAAGAAGCUGCGCGUGGAUGCUGAGAGCUCUGCAACCGCAGUGCAUGUCUGCGAGGCCUUGGCAUCCAGAGCAGGAGCUCGAGUCAGCGCAGAUGGAGCCAAACCCAAGAUUACUUCCCCGAAAGAGAACUGGCUCGGAUGUACACGGAAGUCCUCCAGAGGAUUAGUGAGAAGCCAGAGACGGAGAAGAUCCAAGUCCCCCAUCCUUCACCCUCCGAAAUUCACUUACUGUAGCUCCAAAAUGCCCAAUCCUCCUUGCCACCUUAAACACAAGAGCCCUCCAGAGCCAGAAGACCCCAGUGCCUCUCUGGUUAUUCCAGCUAAGAAGGAGCUUUUAUCUUCUGGUCCCUGUUCACCUGUUUUUGGCGUUGUUGGCUAUGAAACCCAUCUCCCGGUUGCUUUGGAGAGCCCCAGCUCCCCUCUGCUCCACACCAGAACCCCGUCAGACGAUGAGAGCAGCUCUGAAAGUGGACCAUGCCCAGGAAAAGAAAGUUCUCAUGCUCCUUCAGAGGAACCCGGCGCUGCAGCUGCAGCUGCAGCUCCAGCGACCGCUCCGUCUGACUUUAAGUCCCUGUGCAAGCUUCAGGAGAGCGCUCAGUGCUCGUGCGGCCAGAGAGAGUGCCAGUGCUCCGGGUGGCAGGGCGUGGAAGUCUACUCGUUCACAGGCCUCCGCGAGGUCAUCUCCGAGUGCGAGAGAAAGCUGCCCAGCCCUCCGGACGCGGCUCAGAACUCCAGAACUCAGACCGGAACCGGAAGCAGUGGGACGUCUAGCUCGCCACGUACCUGUUCCGAACAGGCCCGUGCCUACGUGGACGACAUCACCAUAGAGGAUCUCUCAGGCUACAUGGAAUACUACCUUUACAUCCCCAAGAAGAUGUCGCACAUGGCUGAGAUGAUGUACACCUAAGGCAAAUAAUUAAACAGUACAUCGAAGGAAUGUUUAGAAAGAAAUCUACAUACGGAUGAAUUUGUAUAGUGGAGGUCUAUAAAAGAUGGGUAUUGAGGGAUAUGUGAUUAAAAGAUGGGGUCAUUUAUGGAAAACGGUGAGGCAUGAAAAUGUUAUUUAAGUUUUUCUGUCAGUGUCCACUUUUGCUCCCUGUUCUUCAGUGUCCCUGUGGUUAAAUCUGGCUACUACACUUGGAGUUGACUCAGUCGUCAGUUUUUUUUUCUUCUUUUUUUUCUGUUAUGAUUAUUCUUUUGCCUGGUUUCCAUACAAAAUUGCCAAAGCUCUGUUGCAGAGGUUUCAGGUUUGAGUUUAUUGGUAUAUGCAAAGUUGGAAUGCCAAGUAAUAACUACAGUCACCUUGUGUUGUCUUUUUGCGUUUCCAUUGAUUGAGAAUAAAAGACUUUGUUGUCGAAGGGUU
This is a messenger RNA of Pygocentrus nattereri (red-bellied piranha), 1787 nucleotides long. RefSeq names its product oxidative stress responsive serine-rich 1 (gene oser1). Bases 366 to 1331 code for a protein of 321 amino acids. The transcript has 4 exons. NCBI's taxonomy places the organism in Eukaryota, Metazoa, Chordata, Actinopteri, Characiformes, Serrasalmidae. The record is from RefSeq and is a predicted model, not a curated record. Gene Ontology annotation, biological process: cellular response to hydrogen peroxide.